This is a messenger RNA of Anguilla rostrata (American eel), 7886 nucleotides long. RefSeq names its product C-Jun-amino-terminal kinase-interacting protein 1-like. Gene Ontology annotation, biological process: JNK cascade; regulation of JNK cascade. Lineage: Eukaryota; Metazoa; Chordata; Actinopteri; Anguilliformes; Anguillidae. Gene Ontology annotation, cellular component: cytoplasm. Gene Ontology annotation, molecular function: JUN kinase binding; MAP kinase scaffold activity. The transcript is spliced from 12 exons. Bases 3166 to 5280 code for a protein of 704 amino acids. The record is from RefSeq and is a predicted model, not a curated record.
AAAUCUCUUUCCAGCCCCCCUACUCACCACCACCUCUUCGUAAAACUCCCAUUACCCUCCCCCCCCCUCCUUGGAGAGAGACAUAAUUACAUUAACCUCAACCCAAUUGCAUUUUCAACUGAUUAUUGCAUGUUGGUCUUGAUGUGCAAAUGCUGGCAACCUACCGCUAAUGGAAUGGAGAACUGUAAUAUCCCCACGGCCAGGUUGAUGGAUGUCACUUGGGAGACUGGCCUUACAUCAUCUUCACCAGAAGGAACAUGGUGCAGGGAGGCCCACUAUGCUCCCAAUACCUCCGCUCCAGUGACACUGUGUUAGCGACUGCCACUUUAAGCCCUGUCAGCCAUGUUUCUUUACAUAGUAGUUUAUACACACCUUAUGCUUUUUGAGGAAUGACACGACAAGAGGAAGAGCAUUAAAUGCUUAGACUCUGAGUUAGAUUUCUUGUUCUCGCUGAAAUUCUGAACAUGGGUUUGCAUUGCAGUGAGGUUCAGAGUGAACAUAUUUACAGGCACUGUGAUGGAACGGUGUGCACGGAUAAGCUCUGAAUGUGCAAUGCUGAGCAGGCGAGCCAUUCUCAUUUCCUAUGCAAAUUGAUUUGGCCAUCAGCGUUCAGCAGCCUCCCUUGUGCAGCACACGGUGUGAAAGUGGAGUUUUAAUAGAAACAGGAGUGAAGCACUUUCUCAGCCUCUGUCUCCUGCGCAUUGAUCAAGGUUGGCAGUACAUUAGGUUUUCCUGUUUACCCUGCAUCUGAGUCUGAGCAAACAGUCUCAGUGCAGCUCAGGCAACUCUUGGAGUGGUCAUAUAUCCAUCUAUCCAUUAUCUGUACCCGCUUAUCCUGGGCAGGGUCGCGAGAGAUGCUGGAGCCUAUCCCAGCAUGCAUUGGGUGAGAGGCAGGAAUACACCCUGGACAGGCCACCAAUCUAUCGCAGGACACACACGAUGCACUCAUACACUCAUACUGUGUGUGUGUGUAUUUGUGAGCUCCAUAUUGUUUGGGACAAUGACAUUUUUUCUUGAUUUGGAUUUGUACUCCACAAUUUUUGAUUUGUAAUCACACAAUGCACAUAUUGUUUGUGCACACUCAGCUUUUAUUAAAGGCCAUUUUUAUAUAUUUUUAUUCCUUAGUGCAGUAAGAGAGCUUUCAGUAUCUACUCCUGACUCUACACUUUUGAUUGAGACUGCUAUGGAUGUUUCUCAACAUGAGGACCAGAGCUGUGCAGAUGAAAGGCAAGAAGGUCAUUAUGAGGCUGAGAAAUAAAUUUAAAAAACAAUUGGUACCAUGUACCAUACUGUAUAUCAUUCCAUUACGAAUGCAGACUUAGGCCAGUUCGCAAUAGCUGUUUGUAAAGUGGUAUAUUAUUGAAUUGCAGAUCUCCUUGUCAAAGAACCAGACAAUUGUUUAUCAUUCUGAGUGAGGGACAUUCAAAAUAACGUUAUAGAAUGUAUCUUUUGAUCAACUGGCCUUCAGAUUGCUGAAGAUCCCUUCCAGUCUGUAAGUAGAGCAAGUGAUGAACCCAUCCAACCUCAAAAGCAAAUACUGGCAGCAGCAUAAACCCUAAAAGAAUAUCAGGGUAACCUUUUUUAUGUACAGUACUGUGUAGCAAUAGUAGUCCUGGUAGUAUGGCAGUUGUAGUAGUAGAAAAUGAAGAAGCACAGAUAUCAGUAGUACUGGUAGUAAGGAAGAAUUAUUGAUUUGAAUGUUAGUUUUGUCAGUAUUGCAAUGGUCAUGAAUUAUAUAUUUGCUUUUAUCCCCACAUCAGUUUGUUGAUAGUUGAUCCUAUGUGAAAGUGUAUAUCUGGCCGGAUGCCAAGGGAAUCCUCUUGGCUACAUGUCAGUUUCCUGCAUUGUAUCUGCAGGGCCAUGUUGACAGCGUUUAGACACAAACGGUCUCAAAUAAUGGAAGAAUGCAUAUUGAACAGUAAAAUUUCACUUUUCAUGGACAUGUUCCUAUAAAGAGAUUUAAAAAUAUGUUGAAUAGUUCACAGAAUAUGUGUUUAUAAGGAAAAUGGAAUGUCUAGGAGCCAUAGAUAUGAUGAUGAAAUGGGUAUAGAUUUCAACGAGAAGAUGGAUGUAGGGAUCAAUAUCCUAUAUCACUAUGCGCUCCUUAUACUGCAUUUAAACCAGUUGAAAACAUGGGAUUAAAUUUUUAGCUGUAGUGUGCAAAAAGUGAGUGAAAAGCAAUUACAACUCUUUUUUUUGAUUUAUAUAUUAUAUUGUGCAUUAAGCCUAAUUUGAAUACCGCUGCAGGUUCCAGCAGGGCCAUAAUCAACCCCCUUCACCACUACAAUGUUAUAGUUCGCUGAUGUAAGCUCAUUGCUUUGCAAAGCUGAUGAUUUAUUGUGUCUCUAGCUGCAGCUCCACAAAUUCAUUUUGCCAUUGGCCAGAGCUGUGCUGCCCUUUUUGGCAUUUAAGUAUCUUUGCUGGCCUCGCCUGGGUCCCUUUAAACAGGCUCAUCUGCACUGCCCCAUGUUGUUUGAUAUAUUCACAAUCAGCAAGUGGCGUGCCAAGUGUGGCGUGUGCUGCGAGCCACAUGCGGAUUUCUGUUUAGGCAACGUGCAAAUUGGCUGCCGCUCCUUUCCGGGUGCACCUUCAUGCGCUGCUGCCCCGGGACACGUGUAGGUGAGAGGAACGCACUGCGCUAAAGCAGUGAUGGGGUUAAUGCGCCGCACUGCUCUUCAGCACAACUGACCCGCUAAGCGUCCCCUCUGAGAUUUUACAGCCGCCUCCCGUCCCACGAUCACAGCCACCCAGCCCGCCGCUACUGCGGGGGGGAGAGCUCGCAGACAGAGGGGGCAACCUGAGCCGGAUCAAGCCAGACCAUUAAUAAUAAAGGAGGUGAGCUUUUUACAGGAGGGGCACCUUCUUCCAAGGCACACGCAGAGAGCAUCCGCUGAUUUCUUAUUUCUGUGCAGAAGAACAUUCUUGCCCUUGUAGGUCUCUCUGUACUCUGGAUGAACCUGGGACGGUGUAAAUAAAAAAAGGCAUGCUCAGCCGCAGAGAGAGGAGAUGCAUAGCAUUGUAUAACAGCCAGCAUCAUCCCACGCUGCCUGCCAUUGCUUCCGGGAUCUGGAGACUCAUGGAGACCGAAUGGCACUCCAGAUAAGGGGCAGUGCUGUAAUUGCCUCUUAAAUCGAUCCUGCUCGCCUGCUGCGCUUGUCCCGGCGGAUGCUGCUCAGUCCUGCUAUGGGAUCCAACGAGGAAGGAGAGAGCUGGAUGGAGGACCAGUGGGAGAAAUGGCUGACCCACGACAUAAGCCUCGAUGAGUUUGAGGACGAAGACCUCUCGGAGCUCACAGAGAUCACCGAUGAGUGUGGGGUGAGCCUCAACAGCAACGGUCUUGACAUCAAGGGCCAUGUGACACGGGGAGCCAAUAGUGGGCCAGGGAAGGCAGAAGGGAGUGUGGCUUCCAAGCUGCAGGCGGAGAUGCUCCAUUUGGACCUGAUCGAUGCUGUGGAUGACAUUCAGGACGAGGAAGCUGUGCUGCCUACCAUUGUGCCCUCUGUGAAGGAACCUGCUCCUGUAACCAUGGAUACCUACCGGCCCAAGAGACCCACCACACUUAACCUCUUCCCACAGGUGCCUCGGACUCAGGACACACUAAACAACAACUCAUUUGGUAAGAAGUACAGCUGGCAGGAGAAGGUCCGGCAUUCUUCCUCCCCUCUGAAAACAGCGGAACUGACACCUACACAUGAGCACAUCUGCCUGAGUGAGGAGGACUCGGCGCAGCACGGUGGCAGCACGCAGACCAAAGACAAAGGCACCUCAACGGACACCCCCAGCCGAAGGACCUCCACACAGAGCAGCGGGGGCACGCGCUCCAAGCUGCAGGACAAGCCCCCGGCUGCGGCCAGCUCUCAGUCCCCCGCGCAGGCAUCGGGGGCGGCGCACCGCGAGCGAAUCCGCUACCACACGGACGUGCGCCUGGAGCCCACCGAGGAGAUCUACCUGACCCCCGUGCAGAGGAACUCGGACCCGCUGGAGCAGGACAGGCCUUUCCUCUCACAGGCAGGGGAAAAUAACCGCAUGUCCAUCAGCUCCGACGCAGAGGGGCCCCCACCCUACCAGCCCCUCCCUGACCGGACAAACCCUUCCAUCAGCGAGGAGGAUGAGGUGUACCCUCCCUCGUCCUCCUCCACAGCCGCCCUGGACCUAAGUGCGAGAGGGGCGGGGUGCGGGGCUGGGAGCAUGGCUGGGGGUGGGGCGGCGGCGGCUGCCUCCGAGCUGGGCGUCCCACGGACUUCCAUCAGCUCAGAGGCCAGUGGGCUCUCCUAUGACUCAGUCAAAUACACCCUGGUGGUGGACGAGCAUGCCCAGCUGGAGCUAGUCAGCCUGAGGCAGUGCUACCAGGGCUACAGCGACGACAGCGACUCGGCUACCAUCUAUGACAACUGUGUCUCCUCCCCCUACGAGUCGGCCAUUGGUGAGGAGUAUGAAGAGGAGGAGGAGGGUGGGGGCUUGAGACGGGAUGCCUCUUGUCUGUCACAGGACUCCACCCCCGAGGCUGAUCUUCCCAUGUCCCGCAAGUUCCUCAAUGUCUUCAUGAACGGCCACUCUCGCUCUUCAAGUGCAGAAUCCUUUGGUCUGUUCUCCUGUGUAAUCAAUGGGGAGGAGCGAGAUCAGAGUCAUCGAGCUGUGUACAGAUUUGUUCCUCGUCAUGAUGAUGAGUUGGAGCUUGACGUGGAUGACCCACUUCUGGUAGAGGUACAGGCAGAGGACUACUGGUACGAGGGAUACAACAUGCGCACCGGUGCCCAUGGAAUUUUCCCUGCCUACUAUGCCAUUGAGGUCACCAAGGAGCCCGAUCAAUACAAAGUGAAAAGCUCUGACUGGGAGGACACAUUCCGGGUGAAAUAUUUGGGCUCUGUUCAAGUGCCGUAUCACAAAGGGAAUGAUGUUCUCUGCGCAGCUAUGCAAAAGAUUGCAACUAAUAGAAGAAUGACAGUACAGUUCAACCCUCCCUCCUCCUGCAUACUAGAAAUCAAUAUGAAAGGCGUGAAACUUGUUGUUCAAGAUGAGUACAGCAGUUUUAGCAGAGGAAAUAAAUGCAGUCACUUCUUUCAGCUGAAGAACAUCUCCUUCUGUGGUUAUCAUCCAAAGAACAAUAAGUAUUUCGGUUUUAUUACAAAACAUCCAGCAGAUCAAAGGUUUGCUUGUCAUGUCUUUGUGUCAGAAGACUCGACCAAGCCUCUAGCAGAAUCUGUAGGGAGAGCAUUCCAGCUAUUCUAUAAGGAAUGUGUUGAGUACACAUGCCCAACAGAAGACAUCUACCUUGAAUAGCCUGUCCUGCCUUCCCUGUACAUUAAUGUAUAUCAUAAUAUGUUGCAUGGUGGUAAAAAUAAGGUAAAAAUCAUUACAACAAACAAAAAAUUAAGACAUUUGCUUUCUGGCCAAGUUAUUUCCUUUUUAAAAAAAUAUAAAUAUGCAAAGAUGUUUGAGUUCUGUGAACGAUCUUAUUCUAAACUCAAAGUGCAACAUUGUAGUGUUAAAACUCCCUCUUGUGAGUGGACGUAUGACAGAUAUAUAUAUACAUAUAUUUAUUUUUCCUGAUAGCUAGCAGUAGGAACAAUUAAACUAAAGUUCAAAGUGUUGCAAAUUUCAAGGAAAUUCUGAGGCCACAAAACAGAUGUUUGAUAUCAUGCCGCAGCUGUCCAUUUUUAUCAGCUCUUUUGUGGUGAACUGAUAAACAUGAAUAUAUCAGGAUGAACCAGAGGUUUCUUUGACAUCUGUAUUAGUACAGGCACAAAAGAUGUGGCAGAUAUUAUACUUUUGUGUUUUUGUAGUUUUUAUUUUUUGCCCAAAUAUACUCCAGUUCUAAAUGCAUUUUUUUCAUACUGGAAACCCAUCACUUGAGUUGGAGGUAUACAUAUGCAUAUUUGUUAAAAGCUAUCCUUGAAAAACUUGAUGAUGGAGUUUAUUUGGGUGAUGGGGAUUUUCUUAUGAAAUUAAAAACUGCAAGAAGAGUGAAAGAUCAACUGGUUUGCCUGUAAGUUCAGAUCAUCCUUAUGUCAAAAUGUUCAAAAUCACAAAGAAGCAAAGGAAAUUUUAAUUUUUUUGCAGAAAAAGUUAAAUGUAGAAAAUACAGAUUGUCAAGCUUUUCCAGGACACUUCAAUUUCUUUUGAUGCACUGUACAUGAACUUAAACCAUGAUCAUAACAGGUCACUCACUGUAUCCUGUUAUGAUCAGUUAUUGUGAUCAGAUUUUUAGGUAUUUGAAAAGUAUCAUGGUUCUUCACUUCUUGGUUCCACUUGAAGUUAUAAUGGCAAACCACAGCUUCUUCAACACUACAAUAUCCUGUUUCCCCAGUCGGUUGGUAGAUGGGACAACACAUUUCAUUCCCCUUGAAUGACAACCAUAUUUUAGUUCGAUUUAUUCAGGUGAGACUUUCAAACAAAAGCAUUUCCCUUCGCUACUCCCAGUAUAAAAAAUGCGACUUUUACACCAUUGAAACAAACCAGUAACCAGCCUGUCUGGAAAUUCAGUCACAAUCUAAUACUAUCUGACAGAUAUACAAUACUACACAUAUUAUCAUUUAGCCCAACAUUUCAACACACAUUAAAUAAAGUCCAAUGAUUAUCAUUUGAGGCUUUAGGUAAAUUUUGUUGUGAUGUUGAUGUUUAUGAGGUCAAAGACUCAUUAGGUGUUUCUCUGUUUCAUUAGGGGAGUCCCAAAUGAUCUCAUUUCUAACACAGAAAUCCAUGACUGGAAUGAAAUGUAGCUAAUGAAAUCCUCUGUCCAUAGCAGAGAUGCUGACUUUGUCUGGGAAGCAAAAAGUGAAUCAGACUUUCAGAUCUUCACUAGUAGUGCCUAUUUUUUAUCAUUAUCAUUCUGAUUAGUGUGAAUAUACAUAUUUAUAUAUUUUGUUUAUUAAGAGUUAUCAUGGGGCUGUGGGAACUGUUGAAAUGCUGUUGGUGAGUGAAGUAUCUCAAAGUGUGCGGAAAGUAAAACAGAGUUUAUGGCACAGAGAAAUGUCUUCAUUACAAAGCAGGAAAUGCACUGCAGUGCUGCUGGAUCAUGCCAAUGUGAUGUUCAAAUAUGAAAGGGAUACACAGCAUACAUGUGUGAAAUCUUUUAAAAGAACUUCCAUGAAUUCCAGUUGUCAGCAGACAAUUCUUCUCCUUAGUUUGGAAAAAAUAUUUUACUGUAUUUCGGUUUCUGACUUUUUGCUGUAGACACCUUUAGAUGGUAGACAAUUUAUGUGUUUGUCACAACAGAACAGGGAAUCUACCAAGUAAAAAGGAAAAGAGAAACAUAAAAGCAAGCCCACAGCAUUUAAACAAGAUGUGCAACUGUGCAUGUUAUUUAAAGUUGGCACCCACUGUUUUGUAAUGCAUACAAUAUAUGGUUCUUUAGGUAGACUAAAUCUGACACAUGCGCAAGAAUGUAUCUGGUCAUGGUGGCUUCUAUUCAAUCGAACUGUAGCAAGUAUGGCCUGGUAUUGCUAGUGAAGUGGCUGCUAUUCCAGCUGACAGUAAGUCUACUCAAAGCUAUGCCAAAUGUUCCAGUACCACAGCAAGGGAUGUUUCGUGACUAAGUGUAACCUCCCGAUAUCAAAAUCAGUACAUCACAAACCUAUUGCCUACUGUCUUCCUGGCUCUGUAUUAGCCUAUCGUAAUGGACUUGGCUUACAGUUUUGUGUGACAGAAGGUCCAUUUAGAAUUCAAGAGCCCAGAUGUACAAAGAGGUGUCUUAAGAAUGUCAGCAUGCUGUUUAUCAAGAAAAUGACUUUAAUUUGUUACAUUAAUUUAGAUAUUAUUGUAUGUAAAAUAGAAAUUACUUUAACCUCACAAACCUUUAAUUUUAUUACUUUUAGCGGGAUAUUUUGCACAUUUUGUAAUAUAGCCAUUAUUCAAGUGGAAAUAAAAAUGAGAAAAUAUUGCCAGCC